This is a messenger RNA of Oreochromis niloticus (Nile tilapia), 796 nucleotides long. RefSeq names its product pentraxin fusion protein-like. The transcript is spliced from 4 exons. NCBI's taxonomy places the organism in Eukaryota, Metazoa, Chordata, Actinopteri, Cichliformes, Cichlidae. Bases 62 to 769 code for a protein of 235 amino acids. The record is from RefSeq and is a predicted model, not a curated record.
UCUGCAGGAGGAUCUUUGUAGCAGCUCAGAGUCUGAUUUCCUGCAGGUUUGUGGAGAUAAAAUGAGACUUCCGGUCAUCCUUUUCCUCAUCACAGCAUUGGCCGGGAGUGUUCCCAUCAAGACCUUGGUUUUCCCCACUGAGUCAUGCACCAGUUAUGUUGAGAUGAUCCCUCAGAAGCCGAUGAACCUGACUGCGUUCACUCUGUGCAUGCGGGUGGCCACGGAGCUCAGCGGCCAGCGAGAGAUCAUCCUCUUUGCAUACCGGACUGGAAACUAUGAUGAGCUGAACGUGUGGCGUGAACUGGAUGGAAGGCUGUCCUUUUACAUGGCUGGAAAUCCUGUUUUAUUUAAAGUCCCUGAGCUCAGAGCCCUGCAGACCCACCUGUGUGUCACCUGGGAUUCCACUUCAGGUUUAGCUGCCCUCUUCUUGGAUGGAAAGAGGAGCUUAUCCAAAAUCUACAGGAAGGGUCACACUGUCAGCCCAGGAGGCAGGGUUAUCCUGGGACAAGAUCCAGAUAUUUAUCUGGGAGAUUUUGAUAAACAUCAGAAUUUUGUUGGUGAGAUCUGUGAUGUGAAUAUCUGGGACGUUGUUCUCCCAGAUAGUGUGAUACAAGGCAUGUUUGCAGGGCAGAGAGAACCAAGAGGAAAUGUUUUUGACUGGGAAAGCACAGAGCUGAGAAUUAACGGGGACGUAGAGGUCGCCAUUCGUGAGCUGUACACUCCUGUAUGGGCUCAAAAUGUGGUCAUAAAUAUUGAAGCUGACGUGUGAGGACUCACAGUGUUUAUGAUGCUUUUC